AUGGCGGGAACAGGAAACGAUCCGCAGAAACAACUGCUAAGCAUCAUCCGCAACUUCGCCACCGAGAAAUCUCAAGGAGAACGAAGAGUUGUUACUCUCAGAAAGCAAAUCGAAACGCUUAAAUCUGAGUUGAGCGUCGCUAAUGCGGAACUUGAGAAAGCUAAGCGCUGCAAAGAACUUGUUGAACAGGAACUUAAAGGUUUUGAACUUCAUCUGUUUUUGAGUGAAGCUUCUGUUCAAACCCUAGAGGCGAGGGUGUCUCUAACUCAGAAUGAGAUGUCUGUUGUGGAAUCUGAUUUGGAAACUCUAAAGAAUGAAGAAGUGACUUUACGUGAUCAAUUCAUCUGCAACAUGCUUGACCUGAAUGCCAAAAUAAGGAAAUUUCAAGAGAGCAUCAUGACUUGUGACAUUGAUUCAGUAGAAGAUGCAGCUUGUGGAGAUCUGGCACAAGUAAGUAUGGAAGAAAAUGAUGUUGAUGAUGCUCUAAGUGCUCUUGAAAGUAGGCUUUUGGAGAUAAUAUCUCAAACAACUAAAGAGGAGCAUGAAUUACAAGCCCAACAGAAAAUUUAUGAGAGCGUCCAGCGUGAGUUGAUUGAUUUGGAAAGAAAGGUGUCUUUAAUGAAUAUGUUAGUCACAGAAACAAAAGAAUUGCAAGAUCUCACCAUAUAUCCUUAUAACGGUUAA
Molecule: messenger RNA, 684 nt
Organism: Vicia faba (fava bean)
Lineage: Eukaryota; Viridiplantae; Streptophyta; Magnoliopsida; Fabales; Fabaceae
Source: the annotation of a GenBank genome assembly